AUGUCUCAUCUACCGAAGAAACGUCAGGUGCUCCGGUCCCAAGUGACCCGAAUCAUCACCGAAGCCAACAGUCUACUGAGCGGGACUGGAGAAGCCACAUUGGACGCUCUCGAUGUGUUGAUCGAACGGCUUCAAGCGUGUCACCAGCAACUUAACGACGUAGACGCUGAAAUCGAACACAGCGAGAUCGAACAGAGCGAAGAGGAUUUUACGCGCACAUAUGAAUACAACGACCGUGUGAUUACCUGCAUCGCCAGACUGAAAUGCAAGAAGAAUGGAUCUGUACAAACUGGAAUACAGACCACUUCUACGACGAGAUCGACGGCAGUCAAGGUGAAACUCCCUAAAUUGGAGUUAUUGAAGUUCGACGGCAAGCAGCGAAAUUGGCAGGCCUUUUGGGAACAAUUUCAACGGCUGAUCCAUCAGAACGAAGAUCUGACCCAGAGUGACAAGUUCAGUUACCUAAAGUCGGUAUUAGUCGGCGAGGCAGCAGCUGCUAUAGCAGGUCUGCACUUGUCAGCAGAAUGCUACAAGGACGCAGUAGAGUUGUUGCAGCAACGUUAUGGGACGGAAACUGCCAUCAUUCAGGAUCACAUGGAAGCACUUUUGAAUAUUCGUCCCGUACGAUUGUCCGAAGACGUACGCGAGCUUCGUAAGCUCUAUGACAGACUCCAAGCCCACAUUCGCGGACUGAAUGUCCUAGGUGUGAGUGAAGACUCUUACUGUUCACUGCUGUACCCUGUACUGCUACGCUCGUUACCGAGAGACAUUGUGCUGCAAUAUCACAGAAAAUCGGCAAUGGCAUCCAUCCCGGUGGGAGUUCCAUCUGAUAUUCAAGCUGGAGACAGCGCCGGAACGGCAAGAAUUUCUGACCCUGCUGUGAGGCAAUACCGGAAGAAGGUGUCAGACCUACUUCAACUGGUUAGAAUUGAAGUAGAAAGCCGGGAGCAGGCAACAUCUACCCAAAAAACCGACGACAAGGGACAGUACAAGACUUCUCACGACCGGAAACGCCAGCCAACAGCUUCAGUAGCCGCACUGCAGCACUUGGCUGGGAAGACACGCUGCACAUUCUGUUCGUCACAACAGCAUGAGACGGAGAAUUGUGAUUCUGACAUUCCGUUAACGAAGAAAAAGGAGAUUCUCAGAGCUGAGCGGAGGUGCUACCGAUGCACUAAACUUAAUCAUCAAUCCAGGGAGUGCAAGAGCAGGUUGCGUUGCAGGAAAUGCACAGGCCGACAUGCAGCUUCAAUGUGCGAUCCAAGCUACGCGUCGAAAAAAGGAUCGAAAGAAAUUGACGGGGAUCAGGACUCUGUCGCAACGCCAACGACGUCCGUUAGCCUACAUUCAGCUGCUGACAAUUCAAGGAGGGCUACAGUUCUCCUUCAGACUGCGACGGCUAUGCUGGCUGGAGAAAUAUCCACGACACUUGCCAGAAUCAUGUUUGAUGGCGGGAGCCAGCGGUCCUUCAUAUCAAGGAGGAUGGCGAAGAAACUGGGGUGCAAGUAUUUGGAGACCGAGGAGCUUACGGUUGAAGUGUUUGGAGGCCACCUCACAGAACGGAGCUUCAGGAGAGUACGAUUGUCAAUGAGCAGUCGUAAUGGAGAAAAGAGCUUCGAGAUUGAAGCAUUGGAAACCGACAGCAUUUGCGAGCAGAUUCUUCCGAUGAUUGACAAAGAUAUACAAAGCAAGCUGAACGACAAGAAUCUGGAGCCAGCUGAUGUUAUUCAGACCGAUUCCAAAGAGAUCGCAGUGCUCAUAGGAUCCGACUAUUAUUGGCAAGUCGUCAGCGGGAAGGUGGAAGACCUCGGCAAGGGACUGAGGGCCAUCGAAACGUCCUUCGGCUGGUGUGUUCAGGGUCCCAUCCCGACAGGCGGAAAUGUUGUACACUGUAACAAGACGGUAGUGCUGCGGACGGUGACGCAAGAGCGGCCACUGGAAGAGCUCGUGACAAAGUUGUGGGAUUUGGACAGCCUGGGAAUACGUGAGACAGAAAACGAUGAUACGAGGGAUAACGACGUUGUAACGUCGUUCAUGGAGACUGUGGUGAAGGUCGAAGAUGGCUAUCAAGUAUGCCUACCGUGGAAAACGGAAGUGGAUCUGGAGAGCAACGAGGCCGUCGCCCGAAAGCGACUUCAUCAACUCCUGAGGAAGCUUACACGUGACCCACAGCUCAUGAGCGAGUAUGACAACGUCAUACGGCAGCAGCUACGCAGCGGUAUUGCGGAGGUGGCAAGCCCACAUCAAUCAUCGCAGGGCAGGACGUACUACAUGCCCCAUCAGGCGGUAAUCAGAGAAGGCGCCAGCACGACAAAGCUGCGGGUCGUAUUUGAUGCCUCGUCACACGAUGCCAAGGCGAAGUCACUGAACGACAAUUUGGAAAGUGGCCCCAACUUGAACUGUGACCUAGUGGCAUUACUGCUGAACUUCAGGAAAUAUCGGGUGGCUAUGGUCGCUGACAUCGAGAAGGCCUUCUUACAGAUUGGCGUCACCGACGCUGACAGAGAUGCACUACGUUUUCUGUGGCUGAAGGAAGCUCCGACACACGAUCAACCUUUGCCAGACAUCGAAACGUACAGAAUGACCAGGGUCCCUUUUGGAACCACGUCGAGCCCCUUUCUACUGGCAGCUACAUUACAACACCACCUGCGGAGUCUGAAAGACGAAUACCCCGUCACGUGUACGUUGCUCAGCGAGUCACUGUACGUUGACGACCUUCUGGUUGGAGCAGCAGAUGAAGGAAGUGCCGAGAAACUUUACCGUGAGGCGAAGAGCAUAUUCCAAACUGCUUCUAUGAAGUUGCACAAAUGGGCGUCCAAUAGUCCGACCAUGAGGAACCUGUUUGAGGAGGAAGCAACAGCAGCGAUGCCACAGGGUCAAGUGGCGGGUGUACUGAAAGUUCUUGGAUUAUCUUGGAAUCCCGCGACGGACAACCUGACAUUCGCAGUGGACAGUGUCAGGCAGAUCUCCGAGCAACGUAAAGAUACGAAACGUUUCGUACUACAGACAGCAGCAAGGCUGUAUGAUCCAAUGGGAUUGAUUUCGCCAUUUCUCGUAACCGCUAAACUCUGUUUUCAACGCACUUGGCGACUUAAACUUGGAUGGGAUGAAAUUCUACCAGAUGACAUCAGACACCAAUGGGCUGACUGGUGCGACGACCUAAGACAUUUAUCGCGGAUACAAGUACCGCGAUUUUACGAGUAUGGCUUAAGUGACGUCGCCGACAGCAGAGUGCUGCACGUCUUUGCGGAUGCAAGCACCGCAGCCUACGGCGCGGUAGUGUACCUGUGCGUAAGGGACUUAACAGGAAGGACGACGACGACACUGGUUCUGGCGAAGUCAAGAAUCGCUCCACUAAAACAACUGACGCUGCCCCGUCUAGAGUUGAUGGCGAGCCUCGUGGCAUCACGCCUAUUUCAGUACAUCGGCGGAAACCUCAAGCUUGACGUUAGCGGCGUGCAUUUCUGGACCGACAGUAUGAUCACACUCCAUUGGAUCCAGGGCGAUGCAGCAAGAUGGAAACCAUUCGUAAGGAACCGAGUGACCGAAAUUCAAAAGAACAGCGAUUCGCAUCCUUGGCACUACUGUCCGAGCAAAGAGAAUCCCGCUGACUUAAUGACAAGAGGAAUAUCAGCUCAACGACUGAUCGAGAGUCAGUUGUGGUGGAAGGGACCACCGUGGAUCGUCAGCGACGAGAGCUCGUGGCCAGGAAGGCCCCCAACGACACGGUUUGCGUCCGAAGAACUUGAAGAAAUGAAAUCCCAGGUGUUAACCACAGCUACUUCAACAUCCACAGUACCGGUUUUACUUGACAUCAACAAGUACAGUUCCGUACUCAAGCUUCAUAGGACAACAGCAUGGGUCCUGCGCUAUAUUCAUAACCUGAAAUCGCAUGUCAGGAGGAGUGGAGUACUGUCAACAGAAGAGAUCGAAAAGGCCGAAGUCCAUUGGAUAACGACAGUUCAACGGAUGACCUUUCAGCACGAACUGAGCUGUAUCGAAAAGGGCUCCAAACUUCCGAGCAACUCGCCAUUAAGGGACCUAACACCAUUCAUCGACAACGACGGGAUUAUCAGGGCUGGCGGAUGUCUACAGUUCAGCCGUGGAACGUACGACGAGCGACAUCCCAGGAUCUUGCCUGGAGAUCAUCAUUACACGAAGCUACUGGUUCGUCAGACUCAUCAUCAACUUCUUCAUGCGGGCAUCAGAGAUACACUCGUGCAACUACGAGAGAACUUUUGGGUUACCAGAGCUCGUCGACUUGUAAAAAGGGUCAUUCACGACUGCGUGACCUGCAAGCGUUUGAACGCCAAGGCAGCAAGCGAAACGGUUGCUCCUUUGCCAGCGGACCGAGUAACGGAAUGCCUACCGUUUGAAGUGGUGGGAAUUGAUUUUGCCGGACCUCUGAUGGUGAAGGAAGCUAGCAGUACCAAGAAACGUUACAUCGUCCUUUUUAUGUUUGCUCUGGUGCAUUUCACUCAAAAAGAUGAAGUUCAAGUUGUGCCAAGUAGUUGGGUGAAAGGCACGACUUGCAACUGGCCGAAGGUUGCAUCCGACAAGGCGGGGAGGCAAAUUAUGAAGGGUUUCCCGGUCACUGGGCUGCACGACACCUACCGUGUCACUGUAAAGGGUAUUUUCGCAACAUUCGAGGAGGCCUAUCAGAAGUUGGACCUCAUCCAGUAUACAUCAGAUGUAAACACCGACUCUGGCACAGAACAGCAGAAGCGAAAGCGUGCUCACACCAUGUCACAACGGUUUCUGGAAGAUGUCACAGAACAUGUGAAGAAAGGGUGCCCUGUCAUCGUCAUCACCUGCAUUCAAAAGCAUGUGUUGAAUGUUAUGUCAACAAUGAUGAGGACGACAAGGUCGCUUACACCACGAGAAUCUGUCGGUACACCUCAAGGGCCACGGAGGACAACACAGAAUGUCUCGCAGUCUGUGCCGCAGCACAAGACACUUUUGCCAGAAGAAGAAUUCAAACGACAAGUCCUGAGGCUACUUCACAUAAUGCGGCUGGCACUACAGCAACAGGGUGACCUACUGCAGGAGGUGUGCAGCCAGAAUAUUACUCAUUCUAGAGCUGCAACGUCACCUACUACACUAGUUAGGACACCUUUCGCAACUUCGGAGGAUCUCGAAGAUUUCAACAGCUCCCUAAAUGAACAGAAGGAAGCACAGCUUAUCCUGGCUACCUGUACCGUGAGCAUUGGGAGAGCACGUUGCAUCGUCAUAUUUGACGAAGCCACGGGCGUCGCCCACGAAUCGCAGGUAGUCGUCGUGCUGUGCUACAUGCACGAUGGCACGCUGAUGCCUUCCUUGAGUUCCUACCCCUACGAAAAUUACCACAUAGGACAUCUGAAAGAGUGCAGCAAAGAAGCCCUCAUUGAACCUACCGUUACAGACCAAGAUAUAGGAUGCACCGUUCUUGACAUCCUACAGAGUAAUAAUUUGGACCAAUAA
Messenger RNA from Ornithodoros turicata, 5460 nucleotides. RefSeq lists its product as uncharacterized. The record is from RefSeq and is a predicted model, not a curated record. The transcript has 7 exons. Gene Ontology annotation, molecular function: nucleic acid binding; zinc ion binding. The coding region runs from base 1 to 5460 and encodes 1819 amino acids. NCBI's taxonomy places the organism in Eukaryota, Metazoa, Arthropoda, Arachnida, Ixodida, Argasidae.